CAUCUUUGUUUUUUAUGUAUUAUUCGAGCUCUCCAGAGAAACGCAAACCUGCGCUGCGAGAUAGAAGCCAGUGCCUGUAAAAACAAAAACAAAAAAAACACGACGGUUUUUGACGGAAGAUGAGUUCUCAGCAAUUUUCUAGGCCGCCGUUGCCUCCUUCAGGUUCGUCAUCUGGAACCAACAACAACCUCUUACCAGGAGGCCAACCCGGUGGAGAAGAAGUCAGUAACAGGGAGUUGGACCACCUUCAGGAUCCUGGGUGUAGCGGCCCUGCUGGCGGAGGGCCAUUACCUGACAAGCAGGAGACGAUGGUGGUCAGGCCUUAUCCUCAAGUGCAGGCUCCAGCCCUCCCUCAGCAUGUGCCUACCCAGCCCAGCCCCACGGUCGCUGUGGCUCCUCCACCAGCACACCUGGCUGACGGAGCCGUGAAGGCUGGCUUGAAGUCUGCAGUGCCCAGUCGACUUAUCGCCCCAGCUCCAGCUGUGAGUCCAGGGCACUUACCCGGUCCAGCGAAAGUGCCUGGUCAUAUUACCGCAACUCUGGAGAGCAGUAUGGCGCCAGCCUCCAUCCCUGUGGCUGCUAUCAGCAGUCAGCAGGGACAAAGUAAUUUGCACCACCUCAUCAUCAGGAGCAGUCCGCCAGCACUGCAGAUUGGAGCUCCCACCGCGCCGCCUCACCCGUUCACCUCCCACCUGCCCCGAGGUGCUGCUGCUGCAGCUGUCAUGUCGAGCACCAAAGGCCCAACGGUUCUGCGACCAGCAUGUGGCACAAGCGCCCCACCCGGCCAGCCUACGGCUGUGCAGCACAUCAUCCAUCAGCCCAUUCAGUCUCGCCCUGGUGCCUCCAACCCCCCAGCAGUCCUGCCCGCAGUGGUUGGCUCUGUUUCGGCAGCGAGGACGCAGUCACCCAUCGUUAGCCCUCCCGUCACUCCCGCUCCGGAGAUGGUGCACGGGCGACCGGGCCAUACCAUCCACCCUCCUCCGGCUACCAUCGGUAUCCAGAGGCCUCCAGCUCCAAGGGACGCGGCCCCGCGAGUCACACUGCCCCCCCACCCAACCAUGGGAGCGCAGAAAGCCCAGCCACCACACAACAUGCCCCAGAAGGCUAUUUUUAGUACUGUGACCCCUGUUGCUGCAGCAACUGUUGCCCCCAUUCUGUCUACCAACACCGUCGCAUCAGCCACCACGACAGCGGGCCCCACUCCCCACACCCAGGUGACCAGCAGUACUAUUGUCACCAUGACGAUGGCCUCUCACAUCUCGCAUACCACAGCUGUGACCAGCUCGGCAAUUCCCGUUGCUAAAGUUGUUCCCCAGCCCAGCGCUCACACUUCCCCGCGCAUACAGUCUGAAUUCUCCGCCGAGAGGACCAGUCUGAUACCCAUCUCGAGCCACCGCUCCUCGCCGAACCCAGUCACCAUGGAGACCCGCAGUGACAACAGGCCAUCUUUGCCGGUCCAGUUCCAGUACUUCUUACCCACUUAUUCAUCAUCUGCCUACCCGCUGACGCACACCUACACCCCCAUCACCAGCUCAGUGCCCGCCAUCCGGCCCUACCCAGCCCAGACGCCGAGCUCGGCACUUCCGGCUCAGGCCGGAGUGGGCGUGGCCACCGCUGUACAUCUGAAUCCCAUGCAGCUGAUGACCGUAGACCGCAUCGGCCUGCAGUCCACUCAGAUCAGCACCCAGAACAUCCAACCUGCCCAAGGCAUUCAGCCUGCUCCAAUCGGAGUGCAGCAUGCCACCGCACCAAUCAGCACACAGGGCAUCCAGCAGGCACCAGUCGCUGCACCGCAGCUACAGCCGGAGGCCAAACCAUCAGGUAAAGGUGUGGUUCUGGCUGAGAGCACAGCGUUUGUGACCAACCCCAUGGGCAGUACCUUCAGUGCUACUCAGGCCGUCACCACAGUCGUGCAGACACACCCCCAGGGGGCGGGGACAGGCGCGCCCGCCCUAGUCUCCUCCCCCAGACCCAGCAUCCUGCGUAAAAAGCCCGUGAGCGAGGGGGCUGUGCGUAAAAGUCUGAUCCCAGUGCAGCCGAGUGAGCCCUGUUCUGGGAGAGUGGAUAGUGGCGUAAGACUGGUGGGAUCCCCACGCCCUGCGGGAGUCAAGCCCAAAUCUGACGUCCAUAUUGCCAUGACUCCUGUAAUGGCUGCUGUGGAGGCCCUGCCCACACACAGUGGAGAUCAGCAGCCCCUCCCAACUCCUGGCCAACACCUAUCACAGGCGAUUCCCGCUUUGCUGGCCCCUCCCAUUCCCACGCCCCCUUCCCAACCCGCGGCAGUUCUGUCUGCUCUCCCCGCGGCCGUGGCAGUCUCUCCCCCUGCACCGGCGUCUAUGGCCAAUGCCGUCGCCUCCCCUACCCAGCCAGCGGCCAGUAGCACGGCGGCGCUCACGUCUGCCCUGCCGGACAUCAAAGUCAAACAAGAGGCGGAGUCUAUGGACACGUCACAAGCAGCUCCAGCCUCAGGCCUGUCCUCCGGGGCCCCGGGCCCCGCCGUGCCUGCCCAAGCCGGGGACCUCCUGCCUGGGGCAUCUCCGCGCAAGAAGCCCCGCAAACAGCAGCAUGUCAUCUCCACGGAGGAGAGCGAAAUGAUGGAGACCAACAGCACGGAUGAGGAGAGGUCCGGCAGCAGACCCCCGGGGGGGAAGGACAUCCGGCACGAGUCUCCUCCCAGGGAGUAUGUGGACGAGGAGGGGGUCCGCUAUCUGCCCGUGAGACCCAAACCCCCAAUCACUCUCCUACGGCACUACCGCAACCCCUGGAAAGCUGCCUACCACCACUUCCAGAGGUACAGCGACAUCCGGGUCAAAGAGGAGAAGAAGAGUUCCCUCCAGGACGUGGCCAGUCAGAGGGGCGUCGCCUGCCGCGUUCAGGGUUGGAAGGUGCACCUCUGCGCCGCCCAGCUCAUGCAGUUGACCAGCCUGGAGCGUGACGUGUACAGCCGCCUCACCACCCUGCAGGAAGGACUCAUCCCCAAGAAGAAGCCAGGCGGCGACGACGACCUGCACCGCAUCGACGAGCUCAUCCAGGGUAACAUGCAGCGUUGUAAGCUGGUGAUGGACCAGGUGACUGAGGCAAGAGACACCAUGAUGAAGGUCCUGGACCAUAAAGACAGAGUCCUCAAGUUACUUAAUAAAAACGGAACUGCCAGGAAAAGCUCCAAGCUAAAACGCAAGGAGCGUCCCUAGAUGUGAUUGUGUGCUGUUUCUCUCUCGUGCGCACUCUUUUGUCUCUCUCUCUCUCUCUCUCUCUCUCUCUCUCUCUCUCUCUCUCUCUCUCUCUCUCUCUCUCUCUCUCUCUCUCAUAUAUAAUGCUUGCACCAAGUUAAGGUUAAAUGGUGAAGUAUUUGCAUCAGUUUUCAGGUUGCUAUGCACAAUCACCAGUCAUUUCUUUUUUCUGAGCAGAGAAGGCAGGUUCUAAACCUUCGGCCUCUCCGAUACACCAAGCUGAACGCGGACAUAGUUUGUUUGCCCAGUGGAGCUGCUGCUUAUUGACGACUAAUAUUGUCUCUUUGAGACAUGGGGGCAGCAUUAAAGUCCCCGUUAACCCACUGGUUCAUGGCUUUGUUCUAGUUUCAUAAGAAUUCUUUUAAAGUCACAUUUUUCUAAGUGUUUUACUUGCAUUACGUUUUCAUUUUGUAGUACUAGUGGACUAGUAUUUGCCACAGAGGUCCUUACAAACGUGCUCUCUGGAGGUUUGCUUGUGCGUCGCGUCACAACAUGGAAACGGGCGUUCCAAGUGCCCACAGAUGCACAAGACCACAGUUCAUCAGCACUCUCGUCUUUAGUGCCUUCUAGCAUGAGUCUAACUGGAAUUUAUGCAUAUUUGCAGUUAACGCUCUAAGGAGGUUGUUUUCGCAUCCGUUUCGAAGACAUCGGACGCAAAUUUUGUACGUCCACGGUUCAUAUUUGAUGAUGAAUUUCUGCUCAACCAUUACAGCGUCUCCUCAGUCCCCAUCCGUCAUGUACAUGGAUUUGUCACUUGCUACGCCGAUGUAAUUGGAUGCACUGAAGAAACAAAUGUUUAAGAGCAGUUAAUGGUGGUAUAUAAAGAUAUUGUGUAAGAAGAAAGUGUUAAUAGUUAUGUUCCAACCUCAGAAUAUGAUUCAUGUGUAAAUGGCUUGUUGUUCACAGUAAGUCCCUGUGCUCGCCGAGAUCUUAUGUGCGUCCUGUGUAAGUGGUCCUUUACAGGUUGUAAGUGAAUGUUGUAACUGCUGUUGAGUAUUUUGGGCUUUUGUACAUUGUAUCUUUUGAUUCUCUGUAUACUGUGCACACUAUUGCAGUAAACAAAACCUAUGUGCAAUUGGAGCUGUGAAAUGUAUAUAUAUAUUUUUUUUACGUCGGAGGAGGGUUGACACCUAAUUUGAUGUUUUUGAUUUUCCUUAGAUUUUAUAGUCCUAAAGCUCCAUUUUCCAGAGUGCUAGUCUGAUAUAAAAUGAUAACAGUUCA
Electrophorus electricus (electric eel) is the source of this 4451-nucleotide messenger RNA. The record is from RefSeq and is a predicted model, not a curated record. Lineage: Eukaryota; Metazoa; Chordata; Actinopteri; Gymnotiformes; Gymnotidae.